Molecule: messenger RNA, 1881 nt
Organism: Dufourea novaeangliae
Lineage: Eukaryota; Metazoa; Arthropoda; Insecta; Hymenoptera; Halictidae
Product: ATP-dependent RNA helicase dbp2-like
Exons: 7
Coding region: 22-1881 (619 amino acids)
Cellular component (GO): nucleus; cytoplasm; ribonucleoprotein complex
Molecular function (GO): RNA binding; RNA helicase activity; ATP binding
Source: RefSeq, a predicted model, not a curated record
CGAAAUUUGUGAUAGAAAAAUAUGGUGACAAGUUCUAGCAUAUUAAUGUUUAAUCGAGAUAGGGAACAAGGUAGAGGCCGUAGAGGAGUUAGUGGUCGUGGUAAUAAUAGAGGAGGUGGUGAUAACUCCCGUGGAAGUAAUAUGAAUAGAUUUGGUGGACGUGGCAGAGGAAUUAGUAAUAAUGGUCGUGGUAGUAUAAAGGGCAAACAGCCUGGAGGAGCACUUAGAAAAAUCACUUGGGAUAUAAGAUCUUUGGAACCCUUACGCAAAGAUUUUUAUGUUGAACACCCUGCAGUUAGAAAUAGAUCAAAAGAUGAAGUGUGCAAGUUUAGAGAAAGUGCUGAAAUAACUGUAAAAGGUGACAAUGUUCCUAAUCCUAUUCAGUAUUUUGAAGAAGGAAACUUCCCUCCUUAUGUAUUAGAAGUAAUACAAAAGCAGGGUUAUUCUCAGCCUACAGCAAUUCAAGCACAAGGAUGGCCUAUUGCACUCAGUGGCAAAGAUUUAGUUGCUAUUGCUCAGACUGGUUCUGGAAAAACACUUGGAUACAUAUUACCAGCAAUUGUGCAUAUUAUACACCAGCCACGUCUUAGUAAUGGUGAUGGCCCAGUUGCUUUGAUCUUAGCUCCUACAAGAGAAUUAGCUCAACAAAUUCAAGAAGUAGCUAAUUCUUUUGGUGAAUCAGCAGGUGUAAGAAAUACAUGCAUCUUCGGUGGUGCACCUAAAGGACCACAGGCACAUGAUUUAGAGCGGGGUGUUGAAAUAUGUAUUGCUACACCAGGUAGACUUAUCGAUUUUUUGGAAAGAGGAACAACAAAUUUAUGCAGAUGUACAUACUUGGUAUUGGAUGAAGCUGAUAGAAUGUUAGACAUGGGUUUUGAACCGCAAAUUAGAAAAAUAAUUGAACAAAUACGACCUGACAGACAGGUUUUAAUGUGGUCAGCUACAUGGCCUAAAGAGGUUCGAGCUCUAGCAGAAGACUUUUUGACUGAUUAUACGCAUCUUAAUAUUGGUUCCCUGACCUUAUCAGCCAAUCAUAACAUUAUUCAAAUAAUUGAUGUUUGUCAAGAGUUCGAAAAGGAUGUGAAAUUAUAUAGAUUGCUUCAAGAAAUUGGAAAUGAAAAGGAGAACAAGACAAUAAUUUUUGUUGAAACAAAACGGAAAGUGGAUGAUAUUACAAGAAACAUCAGACGAGAUGGAUGGCAAGCAUUAAGUAUCCAUGGUGAUAAAAAUCAACAAGAAAGAGAUCAUGUACUACAGGAAUUUAAAAGUGGGAGGACUCCUAUAUUAAUAGCAACAGAUGUAGCUGCUAGAGGCUUAGAUGUGGAUGAUGUCAAAUAUGUGAUAAAUUUUGACUAUCCAUCAUCAUCAGAAGAUUACAUACACAGGAUUGGUCGUACUGGUCGAAGAAAGCAAACUGGAACUGCUUAUGCAUUUUUCACAAGUCAUAAUAUGAAACAUGCAGGAGAUUUAAUAGAAGUAUUAAAAGAAGCAGGGCAAAAUAUAAACCCACGGCUCACUGAAAUGGCAGAACUAGCAAAAUCAGGAAAUUAUGGAAACAGAAGUGGUAAACGAUUUGUGGGCAAUGACAGAAGUAAUGGUAGAAGAGGACAUAGCGAUAAUAGAGGAAGAGGAUGUUCUUCAAGAGGAAGAGGUGGUAGUAGUACUCGUGGUGGAAAUUCGUAUCAAUCUGUUUCAAGCAGUUAUUCUGGGUCAGAUUAUGGUAGCUAUAAUAAUAUGAAGCAAAGUAAUUCUAUGACUCAGAAUGCAAGCUAUGGAUACAGCACACAAAGAUCUUAUGGGCAAAAUAAUUUAGCACAAAAUUAUGGAGGGGGAGAUAAUUACGGAAAUACUUAUCAAUAUAAUAGAGGCAUAACAUAUUAA